Messenger RNA from Penicillium lagena, 888 nucleotides. RefSeq lists its product as uncharacterized. Bases 1 to 888 code for a protein of 295 amino acids. Lineage: Eukaryota; Fungi; Ascomycota; Eurotiomycetes; Eurotiales; Aspergillaceae. The record is from RefSeq and is a predicted model, not a curated record. The transcript is spliced from 2 exons.
AUGGGCUGGUUUUGGGACUCGACCAAAAAUGACCCGGUCAAGAAGCUCGAUCCGGGUCUGCGCCAAUAUCUCGAGCAGGAAUCCCCCGAUAGAUACGUGCCUGCUGGCGUGAAGCCGGCCCCCGAGCCAUCCACUCCAGAAUCAUCACCAUCGCCCGACCACGCCUCCCAACCCACCACUCCCUCCGCCUCUCUCUAUCCUGAUGGCCGCUACGCUCAUCUCUGGAAGACCUACAAGCCACCCGUCGAUGCCGACGAGAGUGCCGGGGUCCGCGGGGCCUCGAAGGUGAUUGAAAAGUACAAGGAGCGUGGGGACACUGUGCAGCGGGCGGCGAUGGAGAACUGCGCGCUGGAGCACGAGGCCCUGACCUACUGCUUCCAGACGGGCAACUGGCGCAAACAGAUCGAGGCCCGACUGACCAUGUGUUCGGCGGAGAAUGCGACUUUUUCUCGCUGUUUCCAGACCCAGAGCAAAUUCCUCCAGGCCCUGGGCUACGCCUCAUCCUUUGCAUACGAUGCCGACCGGGAAGAGCAAAUCCAGAUGCAUGCCGACAAGCUCUACCACCAGAUGCUCGACUACGAGAAGCGGGUCGAGGAGUGCAAGGCUGCGGGCACGGAGCCGCCGCCGCUCACAUCGCUCUUCCAGCCCGACCAACCCACUGGCGAUGAGGCCCUCCCGGCUGGAUUCAAGCCGUCCAAGCCGCUGGCUAAGCUGACACCGCAUGAGCGUGAGCUGGAGAUCCGGGCGCACCAAGCGCAGUUGGACCAGCAGAAGAUCUACAUGCAGGAGGCCAGUCCGUUCAUGAAGUCGCAGGAGGAGGCCCGCAAUAAGCGGCGCGAGAAAGCCUCGAGCUGGUUUGGGGAGACGAUUGGGAAGUGGGUGUCGUAA